Molecule: messenger RNA, 981 nt
Organism: Dentiscutata erythropus
Lineage: Eukaryota; Fungi; Glomeromycota; Glomeromycetes; Diversisporales; Gigasporaceae
Source: the annotation of a GenBank genome assembly
AUGUUAAAUAUUCUACAAAAUAAUUCACCAAAUGAUAAUGAAUUUCAAAAAAUACGUAAUCAAAUUUUAUUAACUUUUGAAUUAGAGUUAUUAAGAAACGGUGGAGAAAUAGAUUUAAAAAUUCAAAUUUCGAGUUUAACAAAUAUACAAAAACAACAAUUACAAGAGUUACGAGCUAAACAAAUGCAUUGUGUGAUAAGAUUUAAUAAAAUAAAAGAUAGAAUCGAAAAUGAAACAUUAGAAAAUAUAGAAAGAUUACAUAAAUUUCAAUUCUGGCAUCGAAAAAUACUUGAGAAGUUAUUAUUUACACAACAACAACAAAAUCGAUUGAAUAAAUUAAGAUUAGCUAGAUUAGCAUUUUGGACAGAAUAUUUGGCAGAAUAUAAUAUAUUUGUAGAACAAAUUCAAAAUGAAACAGAUUUAUGUAGAUUACGAGGAUUUUGGAUAACUAAAAUUAAUAACUCUCAAUUCAUAAAUAAAAAAAAAUUAAAUCUUUAUAAAAUACGUAAAGAACAUAUUAGAAUUUUAUUAGAACAAUCACAACAAUCUGAUUAUAAAGAAUACAAAAUGAAAUUUUUAUUAGAAGAUAGAGGAAAUAUAGAUAGACAAAUUCGAUUGUUGAAAGAUGAUAAUCUGACUGAUGAAAGACAAACAAUAAAAUUACAGGAAAUGUGUUGUGGACAUUUACAAGAUUUAUUACAAAUGAAAGAAAUAGCAAAUUAUGAUCGACUUGAACGUUUGUUGCAUACAUAUGUUAGAAGACAAAGAGUUGAGUUAUUAUCAAAUAAAAGUAUUCUUACAGAAUCUAUUAAUGAUCUUAAUCAAACAUUGUUAGAAAAUGAUAGAGAUCGAUUAUUGUUAAUACAAACGAGAAAAACUCGAUACAAUAACCUUUUAUAUGAUAUAACAAAAAGACAAAUGCGAGCAGAAACAAACAGAGAAACUUUAGCAAAUGGAGAAUGUUAUGAUCUUAUAAUUUAG